AUGGCCAGCGCGCCUGCGCCGGCCUGUGGCGACGACCCCCGCGGGCCCUCCGAGUGGCCGUACGAGACGGACGCGGGCGAUCACUUCGAGACGUCGGUGGAGGCGUACCGGGACAUCGCGCCCCUGCUCCGCGUGGCGGCGCGCAGCCGGGCCCGCGCGAGGGGCAGGCCCCUCGCGGGCGCGGAGGAGCGACUCCGCGUCUACGACCCCUACUUCUGCAGCGGCCGCGCCGUCGAGCUGCUCCGUGGUCUGGGCUACCCGCAAGUCAUCAAUCGCCGGCGCGACUUCUACCGGGACAUCGCGGAGGGGGCGGUGCCUAAGUACGACGUGCUCGUCACAAACCCACCGUACAGCGAGGAGCCCCAUGCAAUCCCGUACAUCCCGCACGCCCAGGGCAAGCCCCUGGAGGCCCAGAUCCGCAGUGCCCAUGACCACAAGGAGCGCCUCUUCGAUUUCGUGCUCGGGAGGCAGAGGCGGGCGCGGGACCGUGGCGUGCCCGAGCCGUUCAUGUUGCUGCUGCCGUCGUGGACGAUGAGCAAGGCCGUCUGCAGGAGGUUCCUCCGCGACCUCGCCAAGCUGCCCGAGGCGGGCGAGCCGCGGGUUUUCUUCGCGUGCCCCCGCGGCGACGGGGGCCGGCCUGCCAGGUACAGCUUCGACCACGUCCACGGCGCCGGCCGGCCGGUGUGCCCCUUCUUCGCGGUGUGGGUCUGCGGCGGCUUCGGGCCGAGCACCCGGCGAGCCCUGCGCGCGGCGCGGCGCGGCGCCGCGGAGGGGCUGUGGGACGACGGCGUGUGGCACCCCUGCCGCCCAGAGCCGUGCGGUGCGCCCACCGUGACUGACGUGGGGCGACGGCUCCUGGAGCGCCUUGCCGCCCGAGCGCCUGCGGGGCGGGCGCCUCGUCUUCGCCUCCCGCGGGGAGCUGGAGGCCGCCGGCCUGCUGCGCUCCGCCGAGGACGUGCGCCGGCGCCAGGAGAGGAGAACCCGGGCCAGAGGGCCCGGCGGGAGAGGCACUUCCGGGAGCUGGACAGGAAGCGGGCCGCGGCCCGCGCCGACGGCCAGGCGCGCAAGCGGCGCGCGGGGGCGCGGCACUACGUGAGGCACGAGGGAGACCUCCCCGCGGCCGCGGCCGCGGCCGCGGCGCCCGCCGAGAGCGGGUCGGUCGCCUCGCCCUGCCGGCACUUCUUCUCCGCGAAGGGCUGCUCUGCGGGCGCCCGCUGCCGGUUCUCCCACGAGGAGGAGCUCCUGGGCGAUGCCGCGGGCCCGCGGGUGCUGCUAGUGCACCCGCGCUGCUCCGGGCUGGACGCGGGGGCCCUGCGAUUGCUGCUGCGGGGGAGCUUCUCGAGCGUGCUGUACCUGUCGAGCGGCGUGGAUUGCCUCCUCCGCGACCUGCAGCGCUUGGGGCCCCUUGCCGUGGCCGAGGAGGUCCUCGUCCUAGACCCCCUGCCGCUGACCGACCACGUGGAGGUGCUGGCCCGUCUCUCGCUGGCCCCAGCCGCGACGGCCCCCGCGGAGCCCCUCGAGGUCCUGCCGACGCCGGGCCGUGCGGCCGGCGCCAGCUUGGCGCGCGCGGAGACCCAAGGAGGACGACCUCCGCGCCCGGAGGACUGGCUCUGCGGAAACUGCGGCAACCUCGUCUUCCGCCGGCAUGCGGAGCGGUGCCCGCGCUGCGGCUCCGAGAAGCAGGCGCGUUCCGAGGAGCUCCUGCGCACCAAGUCGGCCCUCGCUGCGGUCGUGAAGGGUGGCCAGCGGGACUGCCAGCAGCUACGCGACGAGUGGCUCACGCGCUGCGCCGUCGCCGCGGGCGAGGGCCGCCUGCCGUCGCGCGACCCGAUGCGCCACUCCCUCGAGGAUCCUUUGACCUGCGAAGCUUCCUGCGCUGGGCGGCGGGCGCCGAAGGCGGCCGCUUCCUGGACGAGGGCGGCUGCCUGCGGCCCUACGCCCAGGUCCUCGCCGCGCACGGCCUGGUGGAGGGGCUGGCCGGCGAGGCAGGCAUCGGCGGAGGCGAGGGCGCGCAAUUGGCGCCGGUGGCCGCGGACCCCGCCCGCCCGCGGCGCCUGGUGGUGGUCCGCGCGGAGCAGGAGUGGGCCGCAGGGCUCGCGAGGGGCCUGCUGGACAGGCUGCGGGGCGGGCCAGGGCGCUGGAUCUGGGCCUCCUCGGACCCUGGCGGCUGCCCCAGCGCUUGCGAGUGGGUGGAGCUCAGGCACGCCGCCCGCUGCUUGGGCGGCGAGUGCGAGGGCCUCGUUCUCUCCGGCUUCCCCCAGCUGCACGCGGACGCUUUCGGCUGCCUGGUCGGCCUGA
Prorocentrum cordatum is the source of this 2298-nucleotide messenger RNA. NCBI's taxonomy places the organism in Eukaryota, Dinophyceae, Prorocentrales, Prorocentraceae. The record is from the annotation of a GenBank genome assembly.